Carica papaya (papaya) is the source of this 658-nucleotide messenger RNA. RefSeq lists its product as uncharacterized. NCBI's taxonomy places the organism in Eukaryota, Viridiplantae, Streptophyta, Magnoliopsida, Brassicales, Caricaceae. The record is from RefSeq and is a predicted model, not a curated record.
AUGGGGAAUUAUGUUUCCUGCACUCUGUCAACUCCGGGGGGAAAGUCAACAAAAGUGAUCUUGCCGACGGGAGAAAUCAGAGUGAUAAACGCGGCUACGACGGCUGCGGAGCUGAUGGUGGAGACGCCGAACCACUUCGUCGUUAACACCUCGUCGUUGAAGAUCGGCCGCAGGUUCUCCCCUCUCGCCGCCGACGAGGACCUCGAGCUCGCCAACGUCUACCUCAUGCUCCCCAUGAAACGGGUCCACUCCGCCGUCACCGCUGCCGAUAUGGGUCUCCUUUACCUCGCCGCAAAACGCAGCUUCGCCGGCGGGAAAGUUGGGGUCUUGCCGGCCGUCGCCGCACCAGAGUCAAAGAAAGCUGACGUUUGGCCGGAAAGUGAACCGCCGGCGGAAACCACGGAUGUGCCGAAACUGAAUUUGGAUGAUAUAGAGGAGUUCUCGACGCCGGAGUUUUCUCACCGGUUAUCCAUGUCGAGGUCGAGGAAGCCGUUGUUGGAAACAAUUACAGAGUGAGCUUAUCAGGAAGCCAUUGCUAUAUAUAGAUCUGUAGAUUAUAUAUAUAUUCGUGCAUGGAUUAUUAUAUAUGCAUCUAGCUAUAUUAAUUAACUAACAAGGAGAGAUGAAUUUGUUACAUGUAGAGAUUAAUUAGAGGUUU